Ornithodoros turicata is the source of this 1900-nucleotide messenger RNA. It is a transcript of the gene Sps1, whose product is annotated as inactive selenide, water dikinase-like protein. Gene Ontology annotation, biological process: L-selenocysteine biosynthetic process. The transcript has 7 exons. Gene Ontology annotation, cellular component: cytoplasm. Lineage: Eukaryota; Metazoa; Arthropoda; Arachnida; Ixodida; Argasidae. The record is from RefSeq and is a predicted model, not a curated record. Gene Ontology annotation, molecular function: ATP binding; selenide, water dikinase activity.
AUUUACUUUGCGCACCGGCUUCCCAAGAACACGCAUCCGCCAUCUUCGGAACAGGGAGAGGUCGAAGGGUUGUCGUUUUCUGGCUAAGUACACGCAGGAAACUUCGGUUUCCAGCAUUACAAUAAGCUGUCACGGCGUAUUACAUUAUGGACAAGGCACAUCAGGCGGCUUUGGCUGCAGUGCAACUAGAAGUCAGCGGUGACACGACUGCUAUGGUCAUCCGGCGUCCCUUUGAACCGGUCGCCCACGGCUUGGAGUCUAGUUUCCGACUGUCGCGCUUCGCCGAUCUGAAAGGAUGAGGGUGUAGAGUCCCCCAGGAGACGCAAAAUAAACUCCUGGAGGGACUCGUACAUGACGGCAACGGCCAGCCAGACAACCAGUGUCAAUACAUGCACCUAGGAUUGCCUCGGGUCGGAUAUGGGCUCGGGUGCAGUGUCACAGCGACACGACAUGGAGGGUUCUCUCUUGUACAAGCUAUGGACUACUUUUAUCCCUUUGUUGAAGAUCCAUAUGUAAUGGGCAAGAUAGCGUGUGCCAGCAUCCUGAGCGACCUCUAUGCCAUGGGCGUGACCGAAUGUGACAACAUCAUGAUGACUUUGGCGAUCAGCACAAAGCUGAGCGAAAAGGAGCGGGAUGCGGUCAUCCCCAUCGUGGUUCGGGGCUUUAAGGACGGAGCUAUGGAAGGGGGCACGCAGGUGACAGGUGGCCAGACUAUCCUCAACCCUUCACUCAUCGUCGGCGGAUGCGCGACCAGCUGCUGUCAUUCCAACGAAUUCAUUGCGCCGAACAAUGCUGUGGUAGGGGAUGUUUUGGUGCUGACGAAGCCUUUGGGCAGCCAGGUGGCCGUGAGUGCUCUGCAGUGGCUUGAACAGCCAGAACGUUGGAAUCGAGUCCGCUUAGUGGUUGGCGAGGACGACGUACGUAAGGCUGCUCACCGUGCCAUGGAUUCUAUGUCCAGGCUAAACCGAACUGCUGCUGUUUUGAUGCACAAGUACAAUGCCCACGGUGCAACAGACGUGCGCAACAGCGGUCUCCUGGGCCACGCACAGGACCUGGCACGAGUACAAAAGAAUGAAGUCUCUUUCGUCAUCCAUAACCUCCCUGUUAUCUCCAAGAUGGCAGCAGUCGCCAAGGCUUGCGGAUCCAUGUUCCAGCUUCUUCAGGGUUUUUGUCCAGAGACCUCAGGUGGCCUUCUGAUCUGUUUACCUCGGGAACAAGCAGCUGCCUACUGCAAGGACAUAGAGAAGCAGGAAGGCUACCAGGCGUGGAUCAUAGGAAUUGUUGAAAGGGGCAACAGAACUGCGCGUAUCAUCGACAAGCCCCGGGUGAUUGAAGUGCCAUGCAAAGAUAAAGACGGCGAAUUGUGGUAGUGCCCCCCUCCCCUCCUCUGCUCUUGGACAUGGGCUUUGGAUAGCGGACUUUCAGAAGAAUGUGCGUGUGUGUGUGUGUGUGUGUGCCUGGAAACAUUUUCCAGAUUCGUCAGGGUGAUGCAUGAACAUUUAUUGCUGCUAGCUUCACUUUCCUUAUUACUAUUAUUAUUUUCUUAUGAUCCUGAGCUGUCGCUAUUAUUUUGAACGAUGGUAUGGUGGCUAGGAGACUGUUAACUGGGAGGAUCCUACGUAAAUUAAUGGAGCUACCCAUAGAUGCUUAACGUGCGGCUGUCAAAUGACAAGGAUUCUUUCCUCCGGAAUACUUGCUUUUAUUUCGAUACCCAUCAAGAGGAACUUGUUGAUGGAACCCAGUAAAAUUGGAGCAUCUUAUUUUAUAUUUGUGCGACUCAUUACCUGCAGAACACCAUGAACGUGCGUACAUGUGUGCAGAUGGAGCGAAAGAAGUUACGCAUGCUGAGGCUGUUUGUAUGCAAAGAGUUCUUUAUCUAAUAAAAUGCAGUGGUAAUGUG